UACUUUACUGUUCCUGUUUGUCGGAGUCAAAAGUUACUGCGGCCCUGUCUGUGGUCUAUAUUUCGCAUUUUAACCGGGAACAUUUGCCGUUUAUUAGCUCUAGGGUUAUGUUACGUUUAUUUUGAACGCGUACACAUUAUGCUUUAGUAAAGUGAAUCGCCAUAAAUGAGGCAAACAGGUGAAUGUAUGAGGCCAGAGGUUUCAAAACAAGCUCUCCUCGGGAACAGAAAGCUUCGAUAUUUUCAGCUUUUUUUCUUGGUCUACUGUCUGGCAAUAUUCAAGUAGCCAUUGACGUCAGACUUUGAACUGUGACCCGGAACCUGUACACUGGAGGUCCUCCAGGAUGGCUGGGCGAGGCUCUGACAUGAUGGAGCACGAUGGAGAGGAAACUAUAUCAGAUGUCAGUUUUCCCUUGGGAGAGGGUGUGUAUGGCCGCGGAAGAAGUACAAUCUCUAUGUCUGAUGAGGGAGAGGAGGCUUUCUAUGUGCCUGAGAGGAGACCCUCCCUGGACCUGGGAGAUGGCCUGAGACCCAUGGACACUACUCACUGGCAUGAUGUGGAAAGGGCUCAAACCCCGGUCCACAGCUACAAUUCGGUAAAUAGUGAUACACAAUUCUGGCCAUCUGAUGAACUGGAUGAAGAAACUGAGCUGUCUGCUACUAGAGUCCAGCUGGAAAGAACAGAGUCUUACUCCAGUGGCUACUCCGUAGACAGUGACUGUGAGACCAGAACCAGGAAGUCUCAAGACGCUGCACCUAAAGAAGAGGGUCCUGCAGUGGAACCUCCGAGACCAGAGCUGAUCAAAAACCCAGACGAGAAGAGGCACCCUGCCCUGACUGUAGACUUCACCUUCAAGGCCAUCAGGAAGACACUGGAGAAACUGGGGAAGGAUGAUUUGAGGACAUUUAAGAUCACGCUGUGGAAGCGCUACCCAGAGUCAUUCAGCUCUCCUCCCCAGGGCAUGGACAUGGUGGACCUGGUGGAUAGACUACUGGAGUUUUAUGACCUAGAGGUGGCCCUGCAGCUCACCAAGGCCCUGCUGAAGGACAUGGGCCUCAAACGCCUGGAUGCCUACCUCACGGACCUCUGCAAGAAAAAUGAGGUGCGUUAUGAGCUGAGAGGCACUCUGUUGAGAAAGUACAGCUGGGUGUGUGAGGGUGUUGCCCAGCAGGGAGAGCAUAAGGCCUUUGACAGUAUCUUUAAUGAGCUCUAUAUAACAGACCGAGGCAAUGCUGGGCCCAACAUCGAGCACGAGGUCAGAAAGAUCGACAAGCUGUCCACCAAUCGCAAGGAAGAGAAGCGGAUCACCUGUAGCCAGAUCUUUGACCCCGAUGUGAUUUAUGAGAAGCAUGUGAGUCAUAUAGUGACCAACGGCAUCGCCGGGGUAGGGAAGUCUAUGGCCGUACAGAAGUUCAUCAUGGACUGGGCAGAGGAGCGCAAGCACAAUCAUGUCUACUUCCUGUUCCCACUGCCCUUCAAAGAGCUCAACCUCAUGCUGAAACUGAAGAUUAGCCUCCUGGAGAUCGUCCACACUCUCUACCCCGAGACCAAGGCGUUGCCCACCUUCGAGUGCGACGAAGGCAAGGUCAUGUUCAUCUGUGACGGGCUGGACGAGUAUGCACAUUCCCUGGACUUCCACCGCACCGAGACUUGGUGUGACAGCACUGAACCAGCCGCCAUGCACGUGGUGGUAACCAACCUGAUUAGGGGCAACCUGCUCCCCUCGUCUCUCCUCUGGAUCAUCUCUCGCCCCCUCACCUCUAGUCGGCUGCCCCCAGAGUCUGUGCACCAGGUGUUGGAGGUCCGUGGCUUCACCAACGAACAGAAGGAAGUGUACUUCAGGAGGAGGUUUCAGGACCCGGCACAGGCCGAUAAGGUGAUUGCCCACCUGACCUCCUGCAAGACCCUCCACAUCAUGUGCCAUCUGCCCAUGUUCUGCUGUGUGGUGCGGGAGGUUUUCCAGCACACGUUUAGGGAGAAGGGGCCGGAUGCAGAGCUGCCCAAGGGGCUGACCCUGAUAUACACUCGCUUGCUGCUGGUGCACCUGCAUGUGCGUGGUGCCAGGGGCUCAGCCUCCCGCACCCCGGAAGAGGAGAGGGACUUCCUGAUUAAUCUGGGCAAACUAGCCUUUACAAUGCUGGAGAAAAACCAGAUGGUCAUUGGCAAGGCCACCUGGAAGGACUGCGGUGUGGAUGUCGCUGAGGCUGUCACCAAUAGUGGCCUGUGCAUUGAGUUCCUGAUCGAGCAGUUUGUCAUGUACCAGGAGAGGAUCCAGACCUUCAUCCACCCCACCAUCCAAGAAUACCUGGCUGCCCUCUACGUGUUCCUCACCUGGAGGUGUACGGGGCAGAACGUCCUGCAGCAGCCACGGAAUAGCAAGUUCUCACGCAUGUUCAAGGACCCCGGGCUGCUGGACAUGCACCGCAGUGCUAUAGAGAGAAGCUUACAGAGCCCCGAUGGAAACCUGGAUGUCUUCCUGCGCUUCCUGUUGGGCAUGGCCCAGACAGCCAAUCAGGAGCUGCUACAACGCUUCCUACCCGAUAAGAACAAAUGCUCAUCGGCCUCUGAGGAGACGGCCGCCAUUAUCAGGAAGAAGAUUAAAGAGAACCACUACCCUGACAGGAACGCAAACCUGCAGUGCUGCCUGGACGAGCUUGGUGUUGGUGCUGAAGCUCCCAGACGCAGCCACUCAAACUCUGUGAAGAACCAAUGACUGACUACAGUAUUUAUAAAGAUGUAUAUAUUAGGUUUGAAAUAUGGGUUGUAUAGUUAGACAAACUUUUAUAAGGGAAUUGGGGAAGAAAGAUAUGGAUUACUUCAGGGUUCCUUUGUAACUACUCAACUGUGGUAGUAUUGUGGAAAUAUGUCAUGAGAAGUAGCCACAAGGUGGCAGUAGCAUUACACUACUAUACUACUGAGACACAGAAGAGUGAAAGGGAUGUGACAAAUUACAUUCAUAGGCAGUCAUAUGUAUUGACUGUAUACUUAAUAUAACAUUGUGAUGAUGUUUUACACUAGGUAUGUGCAACUGAUGGGGGUGGGGGGGGUCACAAAUUCCUAACUCACGACAGGCCGCAGUAGCGCACAGGUCUGUGUACCCACACAUGCAGUCAGCGCCAGCCCCAAGCCUUUUGCGGGCAAAACAUUUUAGUGGACCCCUCGACAAGGAAGAGAAACCAUUUAAUUUCCUGUAAUUCUACACAUUUUGCCAUGGGGCUUACAGCAAAUGUUGCAGUUUUAAAGCAAGUUUUCGGCAAUUCUACACAUUUUGCCAUGCGGUCGAGAGAAAUGUUAGCAGUUUUUGAAUAUGAUAUCUGAGUGAGAAUUACUAACAAAAUCAAUGGGGGCCCCUGGAUGGUAAUUUGACCAUGAUUACUACAACUUUAGAUAGCUGGCUAGACUUACUUACCAAUCUAAUUAAGUGACAUUUCAGAUGCACAACCAAAUUUCAAAAUUGCACCUUGCAGGGUUGGGUCAAUUACAUUUAAAUUCAGAAAGUAAACCCAAAUCUACAUUUUCCUCAUUGAAAAGCAUUAGAAGAUAAUUGGAGUUGGAAUUUAAUUGUAUUUCCUGAAUGUAAAUGGAAUUGACCCCAACCCUGGCACCUUGUGUAUUCUACUAUUCUAACUCACAGCAAGUUGAGAUCCCAACUGAGUUCAUGAAAAAAAUAUUUAAAAAACAUUUGGGGCAUUUCCUCCCAAAUAUGUUCUCACUCGCCUAUAGUAGGCAACCCAGACUUGCCAAAAGCCCUGAGGGAUGCCAACUUUAAUCUUUGGCAUACUCUAGGAAUCAGGACCUUUUCAGACCUAUUUCAUCAGAAAACCACUACACUGAAAUCCUUUCAAGAGCUCUGCAGUGAAUUAGAUGUGCCAAGAUCCCAUUUUUUAAAAUAUCUUCAAAUUAGACAUGUAAUUUCCUCAUUUACCUCCAAGAGGAGGUUUAGAACUCAGUUGAAUGAAGUUGAAACCCUUCUUGUCACAGCACAAUCCAUUAAAGGCAAAAUAUCUUACAUCUAUAGACUCCUUUCUGAGAAAGGAAGCUCCUCCUUUACUCCUUUGAAAAUAAUCUCGGAAAAGGACCUUGGUCUGACUAUCAGUGAUGAGUUAUGGGCUGAGGUUUGCGACAGGGUAUACUGCUCCUCUACCAGUGUAAAAAUUAAAGAAUCUAAUUACAAAUUGUAUUAUACUCCUUUGAGACUCCAUAGAAUGAAAACCGAUAUGUCUCCUAACUGUAAAAGAUGUACCUCUGAAAGUGGAACCUAUAUGCAUGUAUUUUGGAGCUGUAGGGUGAUUGCCAGAUUCUGGCACAUACUGCUGCACAGAAAAUACUAGAGGUACAGUUUGAUAUGACCCCGUGUAUCUAUCUUCUUAAUGCCCAGCAGGACUUUGUUCUUGAUCCUGACGGAGAAAAUUUGCUUAUGACUAUUACAUACUUUGCUAAGAAAUGUAUUCUUCUAUUGUGGGCCUCUAAUACCCCCCUACAUUUAAAAUGUGGAUUGACCAGAUUGACUUUCUUCCUCUUGAAAUGCGCAGAUACAUGUUGUGUAAGGUACUGUAAAACCUAAAAACGAAUUAUUGGCCCGUCGUCUCAGCGAAUGCUUGAAAUAGCUGAUAAGAACCUUGAUAGUGCUGCUGCAAGUGUUAUAUGUUGUUGUUUUUUGUGUGUUUUUAUUUUAAUUUAGUUUUUGAGUACGUGUGCGUAUGUGUGUGUAUGUAUAUGUGCGUAUGUGUGUGUAUAUAUAUAUAUGUACCAAGGGAAAUAUAUAGAUUAAGAAAAAUAAAUGCUUUUAUUUGACUUUA
This is a messenger RNA of Oncorhynchus keta (chum salmon), 4799 nucleotides long. It is a transcript of the gene nlrc3l1, whose product is annotated as NLR family, CARD domain containing 3-like 1. The transcript has 7 exons. Bases 344 to 2713 code for a protein of 789 amino acids. The record is from RefSeq and is a predicted model, not a curated record. Lineage: Eukaryota; Metazoa; Chordata; Actinopteri; Salmoniformes; Salmonidae.